This is a messenger RNA of Psilocybe cubensis, 933 nucleotides long. RefSeq lists its product as uncharacterized. The transcript has 7 exons. NCBI's taxonomy places the organism in Eukaryota, Fungi, Basidiomycota, Agaricomycetes, Agaricales, Agrocybaceae. The coding region runs from base 1 to 933 and encodes 310 amino acids. The record is from RefSeq and is a predicted model, not a curated record.
AUGAAGCUCACAAUUGCAUCGUCACUGUGGCUGAGUCUUGCGCCUACUGUUUUGUCUCAGUCUGGCGUGUCCGAUGACCCGAAGGUCUUUGGAAAUGUCUUCAACUUUUGGACCAAGCUUUCGCCAGGUUGGGACUUAACUCGCGGAAACAAAGCCAAUGCAAUCACGCUUCCUAUGCCAAAGAAUGGGCCCAUUGUCAUCCAACCAAAUAAAACAGCUUUGGUCAUCAUCGAUAUGCAGAAUUUCUUCCUGCACGAAAGCUUAGGAGGUGACCCACUUGGAAGGGCUAUCGUGCCAACAACCGUUGACAUGAUCCACGCGUUCAGAAACGCCGGUAUGCCUGUUCUCUGGACAAACUGGGGUCUGACGGAGUUUGAUUUGAUCAACAUGCCUCCCUCGUUCAUUAACGGAUUCACAAGCGAUGGAACGUCUGUGAAAUCAUUUGGCAGUGACAUGGGUUCAAUUGUCGUUCCUAAAUCUGAUCCUUCAAUUCCUGCAACAUCUAAGACUCAAGGGGGCAACCAGACAAUUGCUGUAGGCAGGAAGCUCAUGCGCGGCAGCUGGAAUGCUCAGCCCUGGGGCGCUCUUCUGAAUGAACAAGUUCAAGGUGUAGCAAAAGGGACCGACUUUUACUUCAAUAAAAAUCGAUUGUCCGGAAUGUGGGGUGCAGGAACACCUAUGCAGACAUGGCUCCAGGAUAACAGCAUGACCACGCUCUUCUUCGGAGGGGUCAACAUCGAUCAAUGUGUUUGGGGAACCCUGCUCGACUCAUUCUAUAAAGGUUAUGAUGUUAUCCUCAUGGACGAUAUCUCAGCGACGACCUCCCCGAUCGGUGCAACCCAGAUGGUGGACUUUAAUGCGCAGCUCAAUGGAUGGAGAGCAAAUUCGACUGAUAUUUUGGGUGCUUUGAAAAAAGCUGCUAAGCAGAAAUAG